Molecule: messenger RNA, 3046 nt
Organism: Daphnia pulex (common water flea)
Lineage: Eukaryota; Metazoa; Arthropoda; Branchiopoda; Diplostraca; Daphniidae
Product: chymotrypsinogen B-like
Exons: 18
Coding region: 1557-2849 (430 amino acids)
Biological process (GO): proteolysis
Molecular function (GO): serine-type endopeptidase activity
Source: RefSeq, a predicted model, not a curated record
UAAAUCCAUCAUGGCCGCCUUCAUUAAAUGGCGGGAAAGUUUUUCAGACGUUAGGAGGGGCGGACGUUUUUUUAUUGUUAGUUUCGGUGUGACUUUAACGUGUUGGUCAUGUCCAUUCGUGUCUCUGCAAAGUAAUUUUCACGUUUAUUUAAUAUUUAUUUCCUCAGAAUAAUUAUGCGAUGAGAUUUGGCAGAAUAGACAGUACGACUGUAAGACAGUGUGGUUUUCGUGAGUUGACGGUGAAGAGAACGUCCAGAACUGCGAAGACGAGUGAAUUGAAUUACCCAACAAUGAAAUGGCACCAUCUUUUCGACGAAAUCGAAGAAUAACGUGAAAUCCUUGUUGCUAUGUUUUGCGUUUGAACGAAAAUGGAAAGACAAAAACAUGAAAAGUUCUCCAUAACACCACUUGGACCCAAUGACGAGUUAUUGCUGAACAGAAGGAAGGGGACACCCAAGUCAAGCUCCAAAUUUGGAGUAGUGAAGUUUCAAUCAGCUGUGGCUUCACAAUUUCAACCCCAAUAAGGUGAAAACGAAGCACGUUUCAACACGUCAAAUGGGUCGCUGAUGCAGUGGAAACGUCUACACGCUACAAUCAGGCGAAUUGGCGAACCCUGGGUAAUAAGCAGCUUGCGGUAAAACAAGUGAUUCAGUUUGUGGACCAUAUGCAAAUAUCGCGGGUGGAUCCAAUACGAAAAAGAACGUCCAACGUAGCAUCCUCGAAAUAAGGCGAUGCUAGUUUUGUAUUAGCGGUAUAGUGAAGGUUAAGGUACGAGAGCUGAAAGUCAAGCAAUUCAACUCCACGGGGAAUCCUGUGAAUUGGCUGACAGGUGAAAGAAGAACCGACCGAGGACCCUUCGAUACCCUUGGGGUAUGGCUUCAAAACGUCCUCAAUCCUGUGAUAAAAGCAAAGAACCCUUGGACAAGUCGACUUAAAGGUGUCGUUGCAUCAGUAGAAGCGUGCACAACGAGUUAAGUACUACAAUCACACAGGGUGAUCGUUGGUGGUCCGGUUGUUCUGUCGUCUACGGGGAGACUUGAUCAACAGCUACACCAAAUAUGGCCCUGCCACUGGCCUUUAAACCUCAGUGUCGACUUACAUGGAAUGGAUUAAUCGAUACAAAAUGCUGUUUAGGCUGUGAGGGUUGCCGCUCUUCUUUGGCAAAGGAAAUGUAUUUAAUGAUGAUUUCAAAUUAAUCUAAGAGUUUUCUUCGUAUGGGCGAAAGGUGUAUUGAUUCUACUUAAUACAGGCUGUUGGAGUUGCGACUGAAACCUGUUGCUGGUGCGUGUGUUUCUCCAUUCCGGUUUCGACAAGUACAUCAGCUCAUUGUCUAUCCAGACAGUCUUUUUGUUGUUGUUUUGCUUCCUCGGCAACAGAGGGCGGCGGCGCAGUUCAACUCAAUUUAACAUUUAAGGAGAAUUAGGGCGGCGCUUCUUGCCAUGCACACUCUGGAGCGUCUUCAAUGCCCCAAUAAAAAGGAAGUCCUUCUGGAAAGUGGAAUCACAUAAGUUUCGUCCAAGUUGGACCAGUAUAGCUCGCUGCAACAACUCGGGAAAAUGACGGUAGCUCUCGGCAGUAUUUCAAAAAUAUUUUCUCUACUUGCGGUCGUGACUCUGCUGAGCUGCUGCUUCAGCCCGGCGUCCAGUUUCGCUUUGCUUCCCCGCGUCUCUCGUACAAAUGACGCCAUCAUCGUCGAUUUUGCCGGUGUGGGAUAUGCUCCGUCUUAUCACGGCAAGUCUUUGUACAGCCAAAUCGCCCAUCCUGAAUUCAUCCAGCUGCCAUCGUUCAAUUCCCACCCAGUGACGUAUAAUCGUCAGCAACAGCAGGACUCCAAUGGAUGGUCCUAUUCAUUCGAGUAUCCUAGUCCCAUUGCACUUGAAGAUAUCCCGUCCGCUAGACAAGGAGGAGCUGCAGCAGCAACGACGACAACAAGACGAACAACAACAACAACGAAGACGACAACAAGACCAACAACAACAACAAGACCAACAACAACAACAACGAAGACGACGACGACAACAACGCCAACAACAACGACAACAACAACGACAACAACAACGCCAACAACAACGCCUGCAGCACCAGUCAUCCAGUGCGGCAAAGGGCCGACCGCCUUACCUGCACGGUCAUUGAUUGGAGGAAGGAUCGAUGGUGGAACCACUGCCAAGAGCAACGCCUGGCCGUUCUUGGUAUCCCUGAAAAAAUCUAGUGAUCCUGCCGGUGUCUAUUUCUGUGGCGGAACUUUGAUUUCUGAUUCGAAAGUUUUAUUGGCUGCCAGUUGCUUGGAAAAAAUGUCUUUAUAUGAGAUGUCGGGUGUGACUGUAUUGAUUGGAGUGACGAGCUCAACCGACGUCCAAAUGACUAGGAGAAUCAGCAAAGUCGCCCUUCAUAGCAAAUUCAAUGCUGCCACCUAUGCCAAUGACAUCGCCAUGCUGACACUGGACGCUCCUGUUGUUCUAUCCAGGACUGUUGCACCUGUUUGUCUGCCGCCGGCCAAUGGAGAUCCUGACCAAAACGUCGAUCAAUCAGCUGUUAUUGUGGGAUGGGCAACAGCUGACUCUUCAGCAAGCACCGCAUUGAAACAAGGCACCGUUUCGAUUUCGUCCAACUUCGACUGCAAGGCGGACGAGAAUUUUGGCAAAUAUGUGACGGACGCCAAUAUCUGUAUUAGCGCUACUGAUAAAUUCGUAUGCGCGGGUGAUAUAGGUGGUCCAGUAUUGGUCCUUUCGUCGCCGGGAAUUUGGACUCAAAUCGGAAUCAACAGCUACGCCUCAGGUGAUUGCGAAAGUAAUAGCCUCCAAACCAGAGUGUCGGCGUUUAGGGCGUGGAUUGAUCUGUACAAGAAUUAAAAAUGGACCACCAAGAAAAUCUAUGACGACCAACAUGAAACGGAACGAUAUUAUGAAAUUCAAACUCUAAUUAUUAAUUAUAAUUUUUUUUCAAUUCGGUUUCCUUUGACGGGUUUGAAUUGUUUCAUGCCAUAUUAUUUAAGCUGCGGUACUGAAAACAGCAUUUUAUAAUUCUGAAUAAAUAAUAUUAGCCCAAG